Drosophila bipectinata is the source of this 699-nucleotide messenger RNA. RefSeq lists its product as uncharacterized. Gene Ontology annotation, cellular component: Golgi apparatus; ciliary membrane. Gene Ontology annotation, biological process: negative regulation of smoothened signaling pathway. The record is from RefSeq and is a predicted model, not a curated record. Lineage: Eukaryota; Metazoa; Arthropoda; Insecta; Diptera; Drosophilidae.
AAGCAGCAGAAAACAACAAACGAGCAUAUAGAAACUAAAUAACAAAAUUUACUACAAAAAUGGAUAAAUUGACCACAAUUAGUGCCACUCUAUUCAUGGCUGCCGACGUGUUUGCUAUUGUAAGCCUAGCACUACCAGAUUGGAUCAUCACAGAGUCGGGAACAGGAGAUAUACGGCUUGGACUCAUGUGGACCUGCAUGACACUGUACAAUCGGCCACAGGUCUGCUAUACGCCAGAUCUGCAACCGGAGUGGUUCAUUGCCCUUGUCUGCAUCUUCACCGGGUGCAUUUGCGUGACCACCACAGUUAUACUGCUGGCCUCGUCUUCCUGCAAUCGCAACGUAAUUCCGUACGCCCGCUGGGUGGGCUUCACGGCAAUGGUGCUAUUCUGCAUGGCAGCAGUUGUCUUUCCACUAGGCUUUCACGUGGAGGAGAUCGGCGGCCAGGCCUACCAACUACCUAACACCUUUAAGAUUGGAAUUUCCUACAUAAUGUUCGUUUUAGCCCUGUGGAUCACGGUGGUCUCGGAACUGUUCGCCGGCAAGGUGUGCCUGCCCCAUUUCUAGAGACGCGCCAGCAUUGGACACUUUUUGAUUUUGUUUGCCGUUUGCUCUGUGAUUUGUUAUACCUUCUGUUUCUCUCUCAUCUUUCUCAUACUCAACACCAGCAAUCUCCCUAAUUUUUAAGUGUAUUUUAGUU